AAAUUCCACCCGCCGAGCUCAGAGCGAUCGCGUGAGCGCGCGCUUCCCGACUCCGCCACCUGACACGUGAGGCGGAGUGCAAAAGCGUCUCGGGAGGACGAGAGGCGAAAGAGUAAAAUGAUGGAUGGAGAGAAGCGAAGGGGAAGGGAGCGAAAGCAGCACAAGACCAAGCUCGGGGGGGACCGAACCGGAGCGGCUCACUCAUGACAUGAAUAGGCGCGCUCACAUCUGGAACAGCUUCAGCAGCCGCACCUGAAGGAGGACUAUUGCUUCUUUUUUUGCCCGGAAUGCUUUCCCCGCCGAGCAUGCGCAACUGAAAAAGAAACCCGCGAGGUCGGAAUGAGAAGUCUCAGAGGCUGAAGGAGUGAAUAACUUCAGAGUGAGAUUCGGCAAAGCUUCGCCCUGCUCCCUCCACAGGCGCACACACGCCGUUUGUUUUGGAGAAUGAUCCCAGGAAGCCACGCACCUUCCAGAGAGCCAAUAAUCCCCCACCCCCUUUACUUACCCAAAAGUCCCCUCCCUCCACCGGCCUCCCACCUCACCUGCACCAGUCACAACACGCCGUAGAUCCGCGGGGAGCUCUGAGAGCCCACCGGACACGGACGCAGAGACCAACUGAGAGUCACCGAGGCGGGAUGUCAAAAACCUCCAGGCUGGCCCGGCCUCCCUCAGCCGGCGCCGGAUCCAAGCUGCCCUCCCCCAGGAAGGAAUGCCCUGGCGUAACUUCUUCGGCCGGUCAGGCACGGGUACAGAGUGUUGGCGAGAAGCUGAUGAGAGCGGGCACUGACGGUGUGUUAACGAGGCAGAAAUCGCUCAUGGACAAAGCGGCGAGCCAAAACCUGUUGGAACCAAAGGGCCCAGGUGAGACCGGACCCACCGUGGAGUCAAACCCCCCGAAGAGUAAAUCCAACACGCCGAAAGCGGCGAGCCAGCUCCACGGUUCUGUACACAAGCCGACCAAGAGCAACCUGAGGGUCACCUCCCCCGAGGACGCCGAGUACGCCACAAGGAGGCAGGCCUCGCCAAAUGGGGCGCCCGCUUCCAGGGCAGACGCCAAAAGCAGCUGCCGCGCCGUCCCGCGGAGACACACCUUAGGGGGGGCCCGAGGUAGCCGAGAGAUCCUGGCCAUGCAGCCGCCCGACAUGGACAAGAAGAGGGAGGCCUUCCUGGAGCACCUCAAGCACAAGUACCCACAUCACGCCUCGGCAAUCAUGGGCCACCAGGAAAGGCUGCGGGAGCAGUCUCUGCAGGCCAUGCUCUACUCCCUGCACUCCGAGCUUGACAUUCAGAGCUACUUGAUGACCAUCCAGUCGCCCGGUCGCACAAGCAGAAGCCCCAAGCACUGCCCCAGCCCGCAACCCGGCGUGGACGUGGACCACCUCUCUCUCACAUCCCUGGACUCGGUGGAAAACAUGUCCGAGGUGGACGCGCCUAGCGGCUUCACCCGGGGAAGCCGGGUCCGUGCCAGCCUUCCUGUGGUCAGAUCCACCAACCAGACCAAAGACCGCUCGCUCGGCGUGCUCUACCUGCAGUACGGAGACGAGACUAAACAGAUCCGCAUGCCCAACGAGAUCACCAGCAUCGACACGGUCCGAGCUUUGUUCGUCAGCGCCUUCCCGCAGAUGCUCACCAUGAAGAUGCUGGAGUCGCCCAGCGUGGCCGUUUACGUCAAGGACGACAUGAGGAACGUGUACUACGAGCUCAGCGAUGUCAGGAAUAUCACAGACCACUCCUGCCUGAAAGUCUACCACAAGGACCCAGCGCAGGCUUUCAGCCACGGGGUCCGGCCGGCCAAUGACGACGCCAGGACGCACGGCGACAUGGUGAAUCCUCUGAGGCAGCCUCCAGGGGGAGCGCCGCCACACCACCCGUUACAGGCAACGCUCCCCUCCUCUCCGCAUUCCCCUUCCCGGAUUCCGUUCAGCCCGAGGCAGGGUUCCCUGCCCGGCAACGGCACCGUGCCCAGGGAGCGCCUGUCCACCGCCCCGGCCCGCUCCAGCUCCCCCUCCCCCAGUGCCAUCUUGGAGAGGCGGGAUGUCAAGCCUGACGGCGACAUGGGCGGAAAGGGUCACGGUGGCAGUCGGGCCAACGAGGGCCUCUACGCCGACCCCUAUCUUCUCCAGGAGGGACGCUUGGGCAUGACGACGGCCCACUCACAGCACCCCAACGACGGGCCGGAACACGGUUUCCACCGGGUGUCCAUCCGCUCUACCGGCUCUUACGGGGCGCCCAGCCCCAUAGACUCAAUCGACCACCCAUCCCUGUACAGGCAGAAGUCAAGAAACAGCCAACUUCCCACGCUGGGCUCCAAGACCCCUCCGCCGUCCCCUCACCGAAUGACCGACGUGCGGCUCAUCGACAUCCACGGUGGUGUUCCCAUGGAGAGGAGCUCGUCGGUGCGGCAGUCCUUCAGGAAAGAGGACGCGAUGGGGACCAAGGGCAGGAGUAACACGGCGCCGUCAGACGUCCACCCUCAAGGGCCCGUCCCGGCCGCGAGUGACAUUCAGACACGAGAGCGAAUGAAGGCAAUGGAGCAACAGAUUGCCAGCUUGACUGGUCUUGUUCAGCAUGCGCUUUUAAAGGGGCCAGACAAGGAGCCUCUAAGUGAGAGACCCUCAAAGACGUCGUCUCCAGCCCACAGUGCGCACAGCUCGAGUGGCUCACCGGUUUUGGCACCCAAGUGCCACGCUUCCGCUGCGGCGGCGGCGGCGCCGCCACAAGACAAGCAGAGCCAGAUUCCUCUCAAAGCCAACCUGCUGCAUUUCAGAAAGAAUGUGUCGGAUCUCAGGAUGCAACUGCAGCAGAUGAGGCAGCUGCAGCUCCAGAACCAGGAGAUCAUGCGAGUGCAGCUUAAACGAGCCGAGCAGGAAAUUGGCGCGAAACUGGCAGAGGCCCUGCGACGCCCGGAAGACCCUGUCCAAAAGCAGAGGGUUCUGGUGGAAGAAGACCGGCAGAAGUACUUGGGCCUGGAGGAGCGCUUGCUAACACAGCUCGGUGAUCUGGAGCAAUACGUGGGCACUCUCCAGAAGGACUUGUUGGGGACUCACCGAGCGGUGACCCUCAAGGAUGUGGAGGAGGGGGCGGUGACUCUGAGGAAGGUGGGAGAGUCGCUGGCAGGCCUGAAAGGAGAGUUUCCGGCCCUGCAAACCAGAAUGCGCGCCGUGCUCCGCGUGGAGGUGGAAGCCGUCAAGUUUCUCAAGGAGGAGCCUCACAAACUGGACAGCAUGCUGAAAAGGGUGAAGAGCCUGACGGACACGCUGAGCUCUCUGAGAAGAUCUGCAAGUGAGAGCAGUCAGCGAGUGGCCGACCCUUCUUCUGAAAUCCCAGGGGAGACCCCACCAGCAUCAGUAUCCACAGCGGCCCCGCCGGAGUCCCAGAGCUCCACCGUAAAAUCUGAGGUGAAGCCUUCCUCUCCGGUGGUGAUCCAUCACGUCCAAAGCUCUCCGGUUCCUGUGCGGCAAUCGCAGCAGUCCGCCGGCUUGUCCGCCGCUCAGCCUAGCCCGCCUCUCGCAGCCAGCCCCACUCCCUUCAACGCUCCCAGCCUGAGCAAGAGUCAAGGCCGGGAGUCCCCCAAGGCGACGUCCGCGGACCCGCCGAGCCCGGCCCACCGUAAGAUGACACAUGGGAGUCCGGUGAACCACGGCAACGGGACCGCCAACCAGGGUCUGGUCAUUGAGGAACUGCAGCAUAAUAAGGAGGAACGCAAGAACAGAGCAAUGUCCAUCGAGGCAGCAGAGAAGGAGUGGGAGGAGAGAAGGCAGAACAUGGGUCAAUACGAUGAAAAGGAGUUUGAGAAAAUCCUCCAGGAGGCAGAGGCCAACAUGAUCAAGGGCCUUUCCAGCCCUGAUGUGGAAAGUAACCCACUGCUGCCCCCUGCUGCCUCCAGUGAGCAAGCGAAAAUCCCCCUGAAGUCCCCAACAGAGCCUCAACCUGAGCCUCAGUUGGACAAACCAGCUAAGAGGGUUCCGGAGAAGCUUUCGAAGCUGGUGAUGGAAAAAACUGCCAAACCAGCUCCAGAAAGACACCCUAAAACCCCCGGGAAACCCGCAUCCCCGGAUUCUUUUAAUAAGAUGGGAUCUGAAAAGCUCGCCAAGUCCCCACCACCGCCACCUCCCAGGAAGACCUUCGGCAACUCCGGCAUGACCACCACACGUUCUGGAGAGGUUGUCUACACCAGCAGAAAGGACUCUCAGGAGGGGGAGGAGGAGAGACUGCUCCCUGUCGCCCAAAUCAAGCCCAACAAAAGUGUCCCACUAGAACCCAGGAAGCCCGCUACCCCACCUCCUGUUGUUGCCAGGGAGGAGGAGGAUGAUAGCGACAGGAUCAUGGCAGAACUCCAAGUUUUCCAGAAGUGCACAGUUCAGGAAGUCGGGCCGCCAAACACGGCGGAGCCCGCUCCUCACAUGGAACCUCAAAUAAGAGAGCUAAGAGCGGACAAGAAGCAGAGCUCAGAGCCAAAACAGGAUGAAAAAGAUCCUGACACGGACGAAAAUGGAAACACGACUGUCCGGCAAAGCCAAGGGGUCAUAUACUACGUGACCGGAAAGAUUCCAAAAGAGCAGCCGCACCAUUCCGGAAUGGAGGAAUCCCACGAACACCGGGAGUCCGCCCAGUCUCCAUCACAGGUGUCAAAUGUCACUGUUAACGACAAUUCUCCAGGCCAGCCACAGCAGCAGGAUCAGCGACCGCCAAAAUUACCGGCACCUAAAUCACCACCGCCUAAGUCAGCACCACUCAAGUCCCCACCGCCUAUUUCACCCAAACCUGCAGGACUGACUGCAUUCAAACUACCCAGGAAGCCCCUAAAACGCUCUGAGUCCUUGAAGACCAGUGCCGAAAUGGAGAAGGGGAAGAACCUGAACAGAAUCGGCACAGAGAAGAAGAGUCAGCUCGUACUGGAGUCUGUCUCUUCCAGUAAUGUAAAAGCUGAGGCUGGAGCGACCGCGUUAGCCAGAGAGGGAUCUAAAAGUUGCGCUCCACCACCACCGCCAAGGAGGUCAUCAAGUGAGGAGCACAAUCCGCCUAAAUGUAACUUUGAGGAAGCUAAUGAAGAGGCUAGUCUUAGUCCUGACUUACCAGGAGAAGAGGCACCUCCUCCACCGGACAACAUUGCCUUUAUGAUAACUAACACUAAGGUUCAGGCCCUUUCUUGUGGGGAGUACAAGGAAUUGGUCAAUGCCAAGAGGGGAAGCGUCCAGACUGUGACUGUCGGUGGAGCGAACAAUGCAGAGGAUUCCGACUUGCCUCUGGAUAAUGGCUUCAACAAGAAGCCCGUCAUCAUUAUUUUCGAUGAACCCAUGGACAUCCGGGCCGCCUACAAACGCCUUUCCACCAUCUUUGAGUGCGAAGAGGAACUAGACCGGAUGCUCGCGGCGGAGCGCAUCGACGAGGAGAGCGAGGAGUCGGACACUGACAGGAGCGGCGGGCUACAGGUGAAAACCGGGGUGCCCGGGUCAGUUGACGGCGAACAGGUUACUUCUUCUCAAGCCGCCGAAGACCAUACCAGCCUGUCAUCGUCAUCGUCGUCAUUAAUUUUGGACUCAACAGACACUGGAGUAACGAACGGAGAGGCCAAGCAGGAUAGCAAGAAAAAGUUCAAGUUCAAAUUCCCCAAGAAACAGUUCGCAGCACUUACCCAAGCCAUUCGCACGGGCACCAAGUCGGGAAAGAAGACAUUACAGGUGGUCGUGUAUGAGGAUGAGGAGGAAUCGGACGGAACUGUAAAGCAGCACAAGGAAGCCAAGAGAUUUGAGAUCUCGCGCUCAAAAUCCUCAGCGGAGUCCCUCAAGGCACCGAGCCCCGCCCCGCUAAAGAGGCACAACUCGGACUCUGUCUGCAGGACCAACGAGAUCCGUAAGAACACGUACAAGACACUAGACAGCUUAGAACAGACCAUCAAACAGUUGGAGACCACCAUUAACGAGAUAGGACCCGUUUCUUCCGAAGAGCCGGUUUACUCUGAGGUGAAAAAGGGAGAGAAUGGCAAAGUGUCUGAAGGGCUGCGGCGGUCCGCCUCGCUUCCAACUUCCAAGGUGUCGGCACUAAAGCUGGCCAGCAAAGGUUCAUUUCAGAAGAAGCAUAAACCUCUGCUCCUUCCACGCCCUGUAGUCAUCCCCGCCAGCAGCAGCUCCAGCACCACCGCCAUCAGUGCCCCCAGUACCCCCAGCACCAUCCAACAGAAUACCAGUGUCGCUUCCCCCACUAGUCGGAUGCCCAUCCCUUUGUCCGCGAAGUCCAGGCAGUCGCCGGCUACGACUGACAAAGCAGGAAAACAGCCAAAACUGCAGGACGCUCAAAGGCAGUUCCGACAGGCUAACGGAAGUACUAAAAGAGUGGGAGCGGAUCAUAAAACUACCUCCCCCGCUGUACCCGUCUCUAAAAUCCCCGCUUUUUACCCUAGCGCUACUAAAGGCGGCUCAGACGCCGCUAAUCCCGCUAACCCGUCCUCCUCUUCCAAGUCCUCCCUCCCGUCCUCCCAUAACGCUCGCUCGGCUUCCCUGCCCUCUUCGCACAUCCCCUCCCUGUGCAACGGCUCCCUCAAACCCCCCUCGCAGCACGCGGCUAAAGCUCUCUCCUUCUCCUCGCAGACCCCCAACGGUCGAGUCCAUUCUUCCUCCUCCUUCUCCUCUUCAUCCUCUUCUUCUACCUCCCCUUCCCUUCUAUCGCCUUUGGGCCCGGGCGGAAAGAGCAUCCGCACCAUACACACCCCCAGCUUCACCAGCUACCGGGCCCACAACGGCAGCAGCGGCAAAUCCUGCAUCCCGACAGCCUCGGCGGCUAAGGACUAGCCCCGCUUUAGCUCCUUCGUAAUCCACGCGGCCCCCUAACUCCUCUUGUGUAGCAGCAAAAACUGUACUGUCUGUUUUUUGGGAGGGGGGGGGUUCUCUUUCACGCAGGGACCAUGCAAAAUAAAAUGGCAUAAUCAGAGCUGUAACAGAAAAAGUGGCAGGCGGUGAAUUUGGCCCUUAGUGGGGCCUAACCACAAUAUAUAAAUACCGGUAAUCAUCUACAAUCAUGACAAAACAUGAUUGCUACUUUGACUGGUUAGCCAGUUGAAUUUGCCCUUAACAAGUUUUGCUCUGACCAACCAAUCAGAUGGUGGAGAAUGUUAAUGUGAAGCAAAUUCAUUCAUUCAUCUUCCGAACCGCUUGAUCCUCACUAGGGUCGCGGGGGGUGCUGGAGCCUAUCCCAGCUGUCUCUGGGCAGUAGGCGGGGGACACCCUGAUCCGGUUGCCAGCCAAUCACAGGGCAUACAGAGACAAACAACCAUCCACGCUCAUACUCACACCUAGGGACAAUUUAGAGCGUUCAAUCAGCCUGCCACGCAUGUUUUUGGAAUGUGGUAGGAAACCGGAGCACCCGAAGAAAACCCACGCAGGCCCGGGGAGAACAUGCAAACUCCACACAGGGAGGCCGGAGCUGGAAUCGAACCCGGUACCUCUGCACUGUGAAGCCGACGUGCGAUCCACUGGACUACCGUGCCGCCUGAAGCAAAUUUGAAAUGUUUAAAUGUUUAAAAAAUAAUAAUAAUAACGAUAAUAACCAUAGUUGAAGUUUGAUCUAAAAUCGCUACUCUGCGUCUGAAGGCCCUGGGCAGAUUAGAUUGGCACAACAGCAUAUGGAGGCUGAUCUCUGACUGAACAAAUUCAACAUCACAUGUAGCCACAUGAAACACUACAAAAUGAAGAAAAUCGACUGUGGGUAAUGAACUAAUAUAAUAUUCCACGGAGAUGGAGCAAAUAUUGACAUUUAUAAAUAGUGUUAAACCAGCAGAGAACGCUUUUCUGGCCCACGACUGCCUUGAAAAAAAAAAGUCAAAUACUGCAUUCAUUGCAACUGACCGGUAGAGAAUGAGUAACCCCCUCUGUUACGGCUCUGAUACUUUGUCCUAUUCCAGCUCAGUUUAUUUGUACAGAACAGUGUAAAAAAAAAUAUACGAGCAGUGUGAAAGGGGCUUCUACAUUAGAAUCAGAUGUACUAUAUUACACAUAGGGUGUACAGAUUGUUUUAUUUUUUUCGUACCAGAGCUUUGGAUAAGCGUAGUAUAUUUAAUCUGUCAAUGCGUAUCCACCCUUGUAAAUGCCUUGUAAACAGACCCGAGUAUUUUUCUCAUCAAAGUGAAUGCGUCUCAACUGCCAACAUUUGGGGAGCGAAAUAGAAUAAGAAGCAUCACGCUGACCAAUAACAUAAGUGUGCCUACUUGCCAAAGUUAUCCAAGUUUUGGGUGGUGGAAUUUAGGGGAAUACGCACCCAUGUACUGUCACGUAACCCGUACUCGAGAGGAAACAAAACGGUGGAUGUACAGAAGAGUAAAUUGUCUCUCGACUAAGACAAGUAGUUUUAAUAACGCACCAAAGUUUAUGAUUCGUAUGCAUGCCUAUCCAUCAGAUACCUUAGGAGAGCGGUGUAGAAAUAAAAGAAUUAUGUUUGCACAGAUUGGACCAUGUAAAUAUUUUCUUUUUUGUUUGGUUUUUGUAAAGCUUUAAGUCAUAUCGCCAUGUUGAGUAGCAGCAGACAUUGAAACCUGGAAAGCAAGGGUGGGCAAACUGUUCUAAAAAGCCUCAAAAAAAUGCUUGUCGUCUUUAUGACCUCAUGAAGGUUGUUUGAUCGACACAUCUUACAGGUUUUUUUUCCCCAUCAUUUAAAAUAGGAAAAAGAUUCCCCACUCCUGCUGGAAUGCGAGCUUCCAUUUUUGGAUUUGAAUAAAAGGCUUAAAA
Messenger RNA from Hippocampus zosterae (dwarf seahorse), 8717 nucleotides. RefSeq names its product sickle tail protein homolog. Gene Ontology annotation, cellular component: cytoplasm. The transcript is spliced from 22 exons. The record is from RefSeq and is a predicted model, not a curated record. Lineage: Eukaryota; Metazoa; Chordata; Actinopteri; Syngnathiformes; Syngnathidae. Bases 636 to 6788 code for a protein of 2050 amino acids.